Molecule: messenger RNA, 2173 nt
Organism: Engraulis encrasicolus (European anchovy)
Lineage: Eukaryota; Metazoa; Chordata; Actinopteri; Clupeiformes; Engraulidae
Gene: mknk2b
Product: MAPK interacting serine/threonine kinase 2b
Exons: 14
Coding region: 276-1790 (504 amino acids)
Biological process (GO): protein autophosphorylation; intracellular signal transduction; peptidyl-serine phosphorylation
Cellular component (GO): cytoplasm; nucleus
Molecular function (GO): calcium-dependent protein serine/threonine kinase activity; calcium/calmodulin-dependent protein kinase activity; calmodulin binding
Source: RefSeq, a predicted model, not a curated record
CCAUAAACAAGAACCUUCCCCACGAAUAACAUCACCACUGUACGGCCGACAUCUGCGGUUUUGAAGCAGAGGGUCAAACAACGGCGUCAAGACUGGAGCCUUAAGGAAAAUAACGGGGGUUCCCGUUUAAAACACCUCAGUCACCACCAACCGCCGGGAUCUGCAUUGAUUCUAAAACAGGCCACUGUUUUGGAAUAAGUGCAAGUUGCCAUACAUCUCGACCACAGCUUAAUCCGCAACAGACCCCAAACGUGUCACCCCCUAAACAAAACAAAAUGGUGCAAAACAAGAUCACAGAAGUAACUGGAUUUCAUCGGUCUUUCAAGGGCCAAAAUCCCUUUGAGACCGAUGAAUUCUCUAAAACAGGAUCCCAUCUCCUUGAUUCGGCCUUCAAUUUUGAUUGCUCUGCCCGGCCAGACAUGCCAGCCAGUCAGCCAAUUGAUAUUCCUGAUGCCAAGAAGAGAAACAAGAAGAAAAAGAGAUGCCGUGCAACUGACAGCUUCUCUGGACGAUUCGAGGAUGUGUACCGACUCCAAGAUGAAAUUUUAGGAGAGGGUGCCUAUGCUCGAGUUGAGACCUGCAUCAACCAAAUUACUAACAAGGAAUACGCCGUCAAAAUAAUUGAGAAAAGACCUGGACACAGUCGCAGCAGGGUGUUCCGGGAAGUGGAAAUGCUCUACCAAUGUCAGGGACACAGAAACAUUCUGGAACUGGUGGAAUUCUUUGAAGAGGAGGAGAAGUUCUAUCUGGUGUUUGAGAAGCUGAGAGGGGGGUCUGUUCUGAACCAUAUCCAUAAGAGACGGCACUUCAGCGAGCAGGAGGCCAGCAUUGUAGUGCAGGACAUUGCCAGUGCUCUGGACUUCCUCCAUAACAAAGGAAUGGCCCAUAGAGACCUGAAACCAGAAAACAUCCUCUGUGAACAUCAAGAUCGGAUCUCCCCUGUCAAAAUCUGUGACUUUGACCUUGGUAGUGGCAUCAAGCUCAACAGUGACAGCUCCCCAAUUUCCACUCCAGAGCUCUUGACCCCGUGUGGUUCUGCUGAGUACAUGGCUCCCGAGGUGGUGGAGGCGUUCAGUGAGGAGGCCACCAUCUACGACAAGCGCUGCGACCUGUGGAGCCUGGGGGUCAUCCUCUACAUCAUGCUGAGCGGCUACCCGCCAUUCGUGGGCCGCUGCGGCAGCGACUGUGGCUGGGAGAUGGGAGAACCAUGCCACGCCUGCCAGAACACCCUGUUUGAGAGCAUCCAGGAGGGGAAGUACGAGUUCCCCGAGUCCGAGUGGGCCCACAUCUCCUCAAGUGCCAAAGACCUCAUCUCCAAACUGCUGGUCCGGGACGCCAAGCUCCGGCUCAGCGCCGCUCAGGUUCUACAGCACCCUUGGGUGCAGGGGGGUGCAAUAGAUACCCCCACCUCCAUUCUACUUCAAAGGAACAGCAGUGCUAGAGACCUGGGCUUCUUUGCUGGCCAGGCGGUGGCCAUGCGUCGGCAGCUUGCGGAGCAGGAGGGGCUGGAGGAGCAGCUGCAGCUGGAGGGGGCCCUGUCCCCCCCGGUGGUGACUGCCGGCGGUGGUGGCAUCGGCAGCCUCGGCCUCGGCUGCAGCGCCAGCUCCGGCUCGGGCACGGGCUCCAUGCGGCUGUCUCCUCCCUCCGGCUCCAAGUUGGCGGCGCGUCGUCGUCAACAGCUGCAGCUGCAGCAGCAGCAGAGGGGCAGUCUGCUGAAGGGGGCGCCCGUCUCCGCCUCCGAGCUGCGCCAGCUCCUCGCACCCCUUGUCAUCAUGGGAGACUGUGCCUAAACCUAAACCUUACCCCCAACCCUCCCAAUUACCAUGCCUAAACCUUACCUUACCCCUCUUGCCCUUACCUUACCCGCCCUUUACCAUUACCCGACCCUAAUCACCUCCCGAAGACCCUCUCCACCUAACCCCUAAAACCCUCUCUACCAAAACUCCCCUAACCUAAACCCUGAACCAACCAAUGUGCCCACUCCCUCACCCCACCCCACCCCACCCCAUGGGCCUCAGAGCCAACUGGACCCCAGCCGACCCCCCCAUCAGGCCCACACACCUCUGCAGCCCCGAGCCCUGAGCUUCAUGCCUCUUAGAUCACACACACACACACACACACACACACACACACACACACACACACACACACACACACACACACACACUAGGGG